AUGUUCUUCCAGCCGCAGCCGCAAGCUGAACUCUUUGUGGCCUUUUCGGGAGUGGGAUGGUUGUUCGAAAAAUUGGAAGCCAAAGGAGUUUCAACGAAUACUGGUAAUGAAAAGCUCGACAAAUUCAUGAGAGACGCCGUACUCGUGAUCAGGACUCAUCUGUUCGAGCUACAAAAAGUCGCCUCUCUAGCCGAUGACUUUUAUACGAAGUAUUUACAAGCCCUUCGACGGCGGAUUUCACACGAGGUUCUUAUUGGUGUCAGCGGUGACAGCGACGAUGAUCUGACGGAACCGAAUCAGAACGAUGAGGUAACAAAAAGUCAACAAUCCGGUAACAGUCCGACACAGAACCCUUUGGAAACCAGCAAAAAACGUACCUCCAACUGUAGACGUAAUAAGAAGAGCCAUAUCUUGUAA
Messenger RNA from Haemonchus placei, 417 nucleotides. The record is from the annotation of a GenBank genome assembly. Lineage: Eukaryota; Metazoa; Nematoda; Chromadorea; Rhabditida; Trichostrongylidae.